UUGACAGCAGACCGAUUAUUCUGUGGUUUCUGUCAAGUUCCUGAUUUUCAUCUGUUCUAGAAGACGAGCAGGAACUCGAGCAGUCUUAAUCUGGAGCGUACAUAGACACAUUCUGAAAUGAACGCUGUUUAACCCACAGACGCAAGGCGACGGGCAGCCCAAGCAGAGAGCAAAGUCUAUUUCCCUCAACAUCAGAUGUUACACUCAGCUGCUGAUCCAAAAUUGCCAACAGAGAGGAAUAGAGGCUGGAAAAACUGGAUGAUUAGUGAAGAAACACUACGGCCACUUCAAGAUGACAAGCCCACACUGGACUAAAUUGUUUCACUGAAACAAAACCUUCUAUCAAAAAAAGAAAAAAAUUAAGGCCUCACCUCCAGAAGUUACACAAUGAUCAAUUCCACCACCACACAGCCUCCAGAGGAGUCCUGCUCCCGGAAUAUCCUCAUCACUCAGCAGAUCAUUCCUGUGCUGUACUUUGUGGUCUUCGUCGCGGGGACCCUGCUCAAUGGUGUAUCUGGAUGGAUAUUCUUCUACGUGGCCAGCUCCAAGAGUUUCAUCAUCUAUCUCAAGAACAUUGUCAUUGCCGACUUUCUGAUGAGCCUGACCUUCCCCUUCAAGAUUCUUGCUGAUUCGGGACUCGGGCCGUGGCAGAUCAAUGUGUUUGUGUGCAGGGUGUCUGCUGUGCUCUUCUAUGUCAACAUGUACGUCAGCAUCGUGUUCUUUGGGCUCAUCAGCUUCGACAGAUACUAUAAAAUUGUAAAGCCUCUUUUGACUUCUUUCAUCCAUUCAGUAAAUUACAGCAAACUCCUGUCAGUGGUGGUCUGGAUGCUCAUGCUCCUUCUGGCUGUCCCCAACAUUAUCCUGACCAACCAGAAUGCUACUAGCAGGAAGGUGACGCAUAUAAAAUGUGUGAAACUUAAAAAUGAACUGGGACUUAAGUGGCACAAAGCAUCAAACUACAUCUUUGUGGGCAUCUUCUGGAUUGUGUUUUUUCUGUUGAUCAUUUUCUAUACUGCCAUCACGAGGAAAAUCUUCAAGUCCCACCUUAAGUCCAGAAGGAAUUCCAUUUCAGUCAAGAAGAAAUCUAGCCGCAAUAUAUUCAGCAUCAUGUUCGUGUUUUUUGUCUGUUUUGUACCUUACCACAUUGCCAGAAUCCCCUACACACAGAGCCAGACAGAAGCUCAUUACAGCUGCCAGUCAAAAGAAAUUUUGCUCUAUGUAAAAGAAUUCACUCUGCUACUAUCGGCUGCAAACGUAUGCCUAGAUCCUAUUAUUUAUUUCUUUCUAUGCCAGCCAUUUAGAGAAAUAUUAUGUAAGAAACUGCACAUCCCAUUAAAAGCUCAGCAUGACUCAGAAACUUCCAGAACCAAAAGAGGAAAUAUAACGCAUGAAAGCACAGACACUUUGUGAAUUCCCACCUCCUUACAAAUAAAAUCCAUGUACACAUAUUGCAAUCUUCAGUUACAUAAGACUAAAUAAGAAACAUGUCUGCGGCGCCUGGAUGGCUCAGUGGGUUAAAGCCUCUGCUGUCGGCUCAGGUCAUGAUCACAUGGUCCUGGGAUCAAGCCC
Molecule: messenger RNA, 1569 nt
Organism: Neogale vison (American mink)
Lineage: Eukaryota; Metazoa; Chordata; Mammalia; Carnivora; Mustelidae
Gene: P2RY14
Product: purinergic receptor P2Y14
Exons: 4
Coding region: 388-1410 (340 amino acids)
Biological process (GO): G protein-coupled receptor signaling pathway
Cellular component (GO): membrane
Molecular function (GO): G protein-coupled purinergic nucleotide receptor activity
Source: RefSeq, a predicted model, not a curated record